UUCCUAGACCUACCCACUGUACUUUGUGGUCCGGUUUCGUGCUCAUGCUGCCACUAUCUGCUCUUUGGCAUAAGUUGUAGCUAGCCUCUAAUUAUCCAGUUUCUCUUGAACAUCCUUUCAUCACUAACAAAUUUCUCAAUUUUUACUCGUUUUGCUUGAUUUUCUCUUUUGGGGGCUAAAAAUUUAGGUGUAUCAUGAAAUUUCUCACUCCAAACAAAUAUCAGUAUCUCCCAUUUUAUCAUCAAUGAUUCGUUCUAAGAUUCAAUAGUUCCUUUAAGAUUGUCCAAAAGUUAACCAGUGUUUUCGAAAGUGCACGAGGCUUACGCCUUGAUGCAUUCAUUAGGAGCCUUAGAACUUACCAUUUGAGUAUCGUUUGUCAAGGCUUACUUUUUAUAUUUUUACUUUAUAAAGACUUGGCUGUUUCAUACCUUGGGUUAACGAGGCUUUAAUCUCCCAUUUACACUUGAGUAUUAAAAACCAAAUUAUGGAAUGGGCUUCCUUGGCAAUUGUGUAGUUGGACUUCUUGUUUAUCUUCGCUUUUCUUUUGAUAACUUUGAACUCAGUAACAAUGUCAAUUCCUAUGUUAGCUGCUUACAUCUGCUCAUGUUUCCUCAGGAAAGUGAUCCCAUGUUAACUGACCGGGUUUGGGAGGCUUUAGUAAAACCUUUUGCAAGUCAAAUGAAGUCUGUUUUCACUGCAUCAAGCUUUGUCAAGGAGAUAUUCACUACAGGGUAUCCAAAGCUAUUGUCUACGAUUGAGAACCUCCUUGAAAGGAUUUCACGUGAUACUGAUGUCAAAGGAGUUCCACCAGCUCUUACUUUAGAAGGAAAGGAACAAAUGAUAGCUGCCAUUGAAAUUUUCCAGACAGCGUUUUUGGGGUUCUGCUUGAGUAGACUUUCUGAUCUUGUUAAUUCUGUAUUUAACAUGUCAAGCCGUGGAACUGUUCCCUCAAAAGAGCAUAUCUCAAGGAUUAUAUCAUGCAUUCAGGAAGAAGUUGAAGCUGUGCAGCUGGAUGCACGUUUGACUCUUCUUGUCUUACGUGAAAUCAGCAAUGUUUUGCUUUUGCUCGCAGAAAGAGCUGAAUAUCAGGGAGGUGCUCUUUAAUUUCGCCUUGUAAAU
Messenger RNA from Olea europaea var. sylvestris, 1119 nucleotides. RefSeq lists its product as uncharacterized. The record is from RefSeq and is a predicted model, not a curated record. Gene Ontology annotation, biological process: intra-Golgi vesicle-mediated transport. Bases 490 to 1104 code for a protein of 204 amino acids. Gene Ontology annotation, cellular component: COG complex. The transcript has a single exon. Lineage: Eukaryota; Viridiplantae; Streptophyta; Magnoliopsida; Lamiales; Oleaceae.